Molecule: messenger RNA, 2715 nt
Organism: Lagopus muta (rock ptarmigan)
Lineage: Eukaryota; Metazoa; Chordata; Aves; Galliformes; Phasianidae
Gene: GLOD5
Product: glyoxalase domain containing 5
Exons: 4
Coding region: 311-763 (150 amino acids)
Source: RefSeq, a predicted model, not a curated record
AGCUCAACAAUGUGCUUGAAUUUAGCAGAUGAACACAGCUUUCCCUACCAAAGGGAAAGGUAAGUUGUUACAUGCUCCAGAUAUUUCAAGCAAGUCUGUGUGGUUUGUGUUUCCCAACCUUCAGGUCAAAGUACACCUCUGUAGGGAGCAGUGCUCAGAGUUCCUGUUUCCAAGCACUUUUUUUUUUUAAUUGUCUUCCCCUUUCUCCUGUGACGUGUCUCCUCGCACUGCUCAGCUCCAGGCAGCAGGAAAAGGACAGUCAUAAAUCCAGCACCGGCUCACCCAGCUCUGCUUCUCCUUCAGUUCUGAGAUGACGUCUUGGAAGGAGAAGAGUAUGAAUCCACCCCCGUGUUUCAUCCAGCGCCUGGACCACCUUGUGUUGACUGUUAAGAGUAUUGAGGACACUGUUGCCUUUUAUUCCAAAGUCCUGGGCAUGGAGGUGGUGACUUUCAAGGGAAAUUGCAAAGCUUUACGUUUUGGCAACCAGAAGUUUAACCUGCAUGAAGUUGGGAAGGAGUUUGAACCCAAAGCUCGAUGCCCAGUCCCUGGCUCUGCAGAUAUCUGCCUUAUCACAGAGGCAUCCCUGGACAGUCUCCUGGGUCAUCUGAAGGCUUGUGGAGUGAUAAUUGAAGAAGGACCCGUGGCCAGGACUGGUGCUGUGGGUCCAAUAACAUCUGUAUACUUCCGAGACCCUGAUGAGAAUCUGAUUGAAGUUUCUAGGUACAUCACAGAUAAGAGUGAAGCCAGUGGAGGGGAGCCCUAACCACGACCCAUUCUCUGCCUGUGUUGCAGUAGGAAGCCUGAUGCAAGUGUCAGCAUUAAUUUUGUAAACUUAGAACGAGGCUCAAAUCCCAGCUAGAGACAUAGAACUGCAUCAGAGCUCUCCCAAGACAAGAUUAGCUCUGGCUUGCUGAGAUCUUACCUCUGGAUAUGAAUCAUAGAAUCACAGAAUCAUAGAAUACUUGGAGUUGGAAGGGACCUCUGAAGGCCAUCUAGUCCAACUCCACAGCAAUGAACAGGUACACCACAGCUAGAUUACAUUGCCCAGUGCCUUACCCAGCCUCACUCUGAAAGUUUCUAGGCAUGGGGCAUCAACUAUAUCACUAGGAAACUUGUUCUAAUGCCUCACCACCCUCACUGAAAAAUCUUUUUUUCUUAUAUUUAACCUAAAUAUACCCUCCUACUUUUAUAAAUCAACAUCAAUUGAGAUUUCCUGUCUUUGUUAGAAGAUGUGUCCUGCUGAAACCUACUGCCUAUCUAGGAACUGGGAACUGGGCUCCAGUGUCUGACAUACAAAUUGCUCACAAGACUGAAGAUCUGUGUGUCAUACUCAACUCUGCAUUAAUACUUGAAAAGUGACAGAGUUUGUUAAUCUGGGAUGGGAGAAAUCAGCAGUGAGGUGGCUGCAUGGAGAGGAGGAUGUGUAACGCUAGAUAUCUCAUUGCUGACUUCUCCCAUCCCACAUGAACAGAAUCCUAUCACUUUUCAAGUCCCUGCAAAAUUCUAGCUGAGGGAGAAAGAGGGUGCUAAGGGGACAGUGGUAUCAGGCAAAGAAAUUCUAAAUUGGCUCCACUUUCAGCCCAGCCUAGUUGUCUAAGACUGUCACUAUGUAAGUUUCCUUCUUUCUUUAAUUCCUUCAAUUAUUGAAAAGCAUAAAAGAACAAAGAGGGGUUACUUGGGGAUUUUCAAGGAGAGCAGUUCCUCAGAUGGCCACACUGCGGUAGUAACGUUAUCAUCAAGGAAAUAGUGCUGGAAGACAGAGUGAGCUUUUCUGACCUCUACAGUCAAAAUCACCUCUAAAAUAGAAAUAAUCCGCGAAUUGAGCUUUAAAAAGAAAAAACAAAAAAACUUUCUGAUGGUAUAUCCUGUGAAGUCCAUGGUGGGAAAAAACCCAAAUCUUAAUAAAUGCAGUGCUUCCCAUUACCCAAAACUUGUGGCAGUGGCAGUGGCAGGAGAGAAAGCAGCUUGCAGUUCGGAUCAAACCACCUGUGGGAAUGAAAGAUAAGCUUUCCCAUGGGAUAUGGAAACUCACCCUUUGCUUUGCUCGUGGAGAGCAAAAGGGGGCCCUGGGGGUGGGGACAGCUGGGAACGGGGACCUCGGUCUGGGAGCCCCGGGGCCGCGGCCGCUCUCCAGGGUGCUGACGACUGCCAGGAAGCGUCGCUCCUACCGGCCCUGGCUUCCCAGCUUCUCCCUGCCCUGGCUCGUGUUCCAGCCCAGCCCAAUUCAUUUUGGGCCUGAGAUUGAGCAGUGAGUCCUCAGUGACUGCUUGCUAGCAGAUGACCUUCCUGGCUAUGUGCUGGAAGCGUUUAUUUCACUGAGCUUGCAACUGUGGAUAUGUUUGUGAAGAAAGGUCUCCUUACUUUUAUUUAAGUGUACUUUUUCUUGGAACAGCAAUAGAAGGAAGGGCAAAGGAUAUUUUCUUACUCAACUGAAAGAAGAAGUGUUGUGUCAUAUUAAUAACUGAAUUAUCCUCGGUGUCAAACAAACCUGCCCAUAGUAUCUACAGACCAAUUCCUCUCAGAUGGAAGACUGAUGACAAUCAGUGAUCUCUGCUUCAACUUCAGCUCAUCCCCUCCUAGCCUCUGCUAGCCUCUGUUGCUUUCCCCUUUUAUUUGAAAGCCAUUCUAUUGUAUGUGUUUGAAUUAAAACUGAAAGACUACAUAAUGCGGCAUUAGAUUUUUGUGCAAUAAUAAUAAUAAAAAGAAUUCACUUCA